AUGCGUCGCAGUGAAUCGAUCGAGUUCGGAUACGUUCAAACAACGCAAAAUAUUAAUGUUUUGCUUGUUAACGAAGAAAAUAAUGCACUGGCUGAAAAAUCAUUUGAAGUAGCAAAAGAGUAUGUAAGGCGAAAUCCUAGCUUAGGUCUCGCAGUUGACCCGGUGAUUGUUGUCGGCAACCGUACGGACGCUAAAGCGUUCCUAGAAAAUGUUUGCAGAAAGUACAACGACAUGAUAACAGCUAAGAAAAUACCGCACGUUGUAUUAGAUUUUACGAUGACAGGAGUUGGUUCGGAAACGAUAAAGUCGUUUACUGCUGCUUUGGCUUUACCAACUAUUUCUGGAUCUUUCGGCCAAGCUGGCGACCUGCGGCAAUGGCGUAGUCUGAACUCCAACCAAUCUAAAUUCCUCCUACAAGUAAUGCCCCCAGCUGAUAUCCUUCCUGAAUCGAUUAGAGCAAUUGUCACGAAACAGGAUAUAACCAAUGCCGCCAUUAUAUUCGACGAAUUCUUUGUUAUGGAUCAUAAAUAUAAAUCGCUGCUACAAAAUAUUCCUACACGUCACGUUAUAACUCCCGUCAAGAGUUUCAGUAAAGACGAAAUAAAAACACAAUUGCGAAGUCUGCGUGAACUGGACAUAGUUAACUUCUUCAUCGUGGGAAAUUUGAGAACGAUAAAGAAUGUUCUAGAUGCGGCGAAUGAAAAUCAGUAUUUCGGUAGAAAAACCGCGUGGUUUGCUCUCUCGCUAGACAAAGGGGAUAUUAGUUGCGGGUGUAAAGACGCCACCAUUGUGUACAUGAGGCCAACGCCAGACGCUAAAAGCCGGGAUCGUUUAGGCAAAAUAAAAACUACAUACAGUAUGAAUGGGGAGCCCGAAAUCACGUCUGCGUUUUAUUUCGAUCUGUCCUUGCGAACAUUUUUGGCUAUCAAAUCACUUCUGGAUUCUGGCAAGUGGCCAAACGACAUGCAAUAUAUCAAUUGUGAUGAUUAUGAUGGUAAGAAUACUCCUGACAGGGCCUUGGACCUCAAAUCUGCAUUUCAAGAGGUAAAAGAGACGCCAGCUUACGCUCCUUUUUUUAUACCUGAAGAUGACCCGAUGAAUGGGCGAAGUUAUAUGGAAUUUAGUACAGAUUUAACCGCUGUUACGAUAAAAGAUGGUGCAUCUAUUGGCAGUAAGUCCUUGGGAUCUUGGAAAGCUGGUCUCUCUAACCCCCUGUUGCUAACUGAUCCCGACAACAUGAGCGACUACUCAGCACAAUUAGUAUAUAGAAUCGUCACAGUCGAGCAACAACCUUUCGUAAUACGCGAUGACGAAUCACCCAAAGGCUUUAAAGGCUACUGCAUAGAUCUUAUAGAAGAAAUCCGUCAAAUCGUAAAGUUUGAUUACGAGAUAACUUUAUCUCCAGACGGUAAUUUUGGUACCAUGGACGAGAACGGUAACUGGAAUGGGAUAAUAAAGGAAUUGAUCGAGAAAAGGGCUGAUAUCGGUCUCACUUCAUUAUCCGUAAUGGCUGAAAGGGAAAACGUUGUGGAUUUUACUGUACCAUAUUACGAUUUAGUCGGUAUAACGAUACUAAUGAAAUUACCAAGAACCCCGACAUCGUUGUUCAAAUUUCUAACGGUUUUAGAGAAUGAUGUCUGGCUUUCGAUAUUGGCGGCGUAUUUUUUUACGAGCUUUCUCAUGUGGGUGUUUGACAAAUGGAGUCCAUACAGUUAUCAAAAUAACCGAGAAAAGUAUAAAGACGACGAGGAAAAACGAGAGUUUACGUUGAAGGAGUGUCUAUGGUUUUGCAUGACGUCACUCACGCCGCAAGGUGGAGGAGAGGCCCCGAAAAAUCUCUCUGGUCGCCUUUUAGCUGCUACUUGGUGGCUUUUUGGAUUUAUCAUAAUAGCAUCGUACACGGCUAACUUAGCGGCGUUUCUCACGGUAUCCCGUUUGGACACUCCCAUAGAGUCAUUGGAUGACUUGUCGAAACAGUACAAGAUACAAUAUGCACCGUUGAACGGUUCAUCUGCGAUGACAUACUUUGAGAGGAUGGCUAAUAUCGAAGUUAGGUUUUACGAAAUAUGGAAAGAAAUGAGCCUCAACGACAGUUUAAGCGAUGUAGAACGCGCCAAACUGGCAGUUUGGGAUUACCCGGUCAGUGACAAAUAUAGUAAGAUGUGGCAAGCCAUGAAAGAGGCUGGUCUUCCAAACUCCAUAGAUGAGGCCAUAGAAAGGGUUAGAGCAUCUAAAAGUUCCAGUGAAGGCUUCGCAUGGCUGGGCGAUGCUACUGAUGUGAGAUACCAUGUUCUUACGAGUUGCGAUCUGCAGAUGGUUGGUGACGAAUUUUCUAGAAAACCAUACGCCAUUGCAGUACAACAGGGGUCUCCGUUAAAAGACCAGUUUAAUAAUGCCAUUCUACAACUGCUCAAUAAACGUAAACUGGAAAAGCUAAAAGAGAACUGGUGGAGUAAUAAUCCUAAGGCGAUAAAAUGCGAGAAGCAAGACGACCAGUCUGAUGGCAUUUCCAUACAGAAUAUAGGAGGGGUUUUUAUAGUCAUCUUUAUGGGGAUUGGUCUCGCGUGUGUCACUUUGGGAGUGGAAUACUGGUGGUAUAAGUGGAGAAAACGACCUACUAUUGGCAAUAUUACACAGGUUGAACCAAUGAAGGCAACAAGGAACAAUAUCGACAUUUCCAAACAGGAAGGCUUUACGUUUCGCUCCAGGAAUUUAGGUCUUGCUAAUUUAAAACCUAAAUUU
This is a messenger RNA of Brenthis ino (lesser marbled fritillary), 2742 nucleotides long. Lineage: Eukaryota; Metazoa; Arthropoda; Insecta; Lepidoptera; Nymphalidae. The record is from the annotation of a GenBank genome assembly.